Molecule: messenger RNA, 3237 nt
Organism: Equus quagga
Lineage: Eukaryota; Metazoa; Chordata; Mammalia; Perissodactyla; Equidae
Gene: NAPG
Product: NSF attachment protein gamma
Exons: 12
Coding region: 76-1014 (312 amino acids)
Biological process (GO): intracellular protein transport
Cellular component (GO): vacuolar membrane; SNARE complex
Molecular function (GO): syntaxin binding; soluble NSF attachment protein activity
Source: RefSeq, a predicted model, not a curated record
UGUGGCGCGGUCCCGGCGUCCCCCGCGGCGUCCUCGCCUCUUUCCGGCGACCUCUCCACCGCGGCUGGACCUGGGAUGGCGGCUCAGAAGAUCAAUGAGGGGCUGGAGCACCUUGCCAAAGCCGAGAAGUACCUGAAAACUGGUUUUUUAAAAUGGAAGCCAGAUUAUGACAGUGCUGCCUCUGAAUAUGGAAAAGCAGCUGUUGCUUUUAAAAAUGCCAAACAGUUUGAGCAAGCAAAGGAUGCCUGCCUGAGAGAAGCUGUUGCCCAUGAGAAUAACAGGGCUCUUUUUCAUGCUGCCAAAGCUUAUGAGCAAGCUGGCAUGAUGUUGAAGGAGAUGCAGAAACUACCAGAGGCUGUUCAGCUGAUUGAGAAAGCCAGCAUGAUGUACCUAGAGAACGGAACCCCUGACACAGCAGCCAUGGCCUUGGAGCGAGCUGGAAAGCUUAUAGAAAAUAUAGAUCCAGAAAAGGCUGUACAGUUGUAUCAACAGACGGCUAAUGUGUUUGAAAAUGAGGAGCGGCUCCGACAGGCGGUUGAGUUACUGGGAAAAGCCUCCAGGCUGCUGGUGCGAGGCCGCCGGUUUGAUGAAGCAGCACUCUCGAUUCAGAAAGAAAAGAAUAUUUAUAAGGAAAUUGAAAAUUAUCCAACUUGUUAUAAGAAAACAAUUGCUCAAGUCUUAGUUCAUCUCCACAGAAAUGACUAUGUGGCUGCAGAAAGAUGUGUCAGGGAGAGCUACAGCAUUCCAGGGUUCAAUGGGAGUGAAGAUUGUGCUGCACUGGAACAGCUUCUCGAAGGAUAUGACCAGCAAGACCAAGAUCAAGUGUCAGAGGUCUGCAACUCGCCACUUUUCAAGUACAUGGACAAUGAUUAUGCUAAGCUGGGCCUGAGUUUGGUGGUUCCAGGAGGGGGAGUCAAGAAGAAACCUGCAGCAACACCACAGGCCACACCUGAAGGCACCACUGCUGCCCCUGCCGAGGAAGAGGACGACGAAUAUGCAGGAGGGCUGUGCUAGGAGCUUGCUCUGCAGAAAGAAAGGGGAAUCCUGAUACACUGUUCAGGGACUUGGAACUUGUCUAGGGUGUCCAGGCUUCAUUGCAGGCCUGGUUUUGAAUGCUAAUAAAGACUCAUUUUCAGUUACCAUUUCCCCAAAUCACCCAUUGUACCCACUACCUGUGAAGCAUUUUUUUUCCUUUCAGUGAUAUGAGUUUUUGUAAGACACCAGCAGGAAUUAACAGAAAAAUGUACUGUGACAUUUUAAGACAGUUGAUUUUAAAAUUUGCAAGCCAAAUUCUAGACAAAUUACAUUCUAAACAAAAGGGACAAUAGGCGUAGGUAUUCUUUUCUCUUAGGCUCUCACUAUUUAUUAUUCAAGAAUUUUCUUUGCAUUUUAUUUAAUUGCUGCUAAAAGUGAAGUUUACUGGUUAAACAAAACAGUAUGUUGAAUGUUUGUUUUAUUUUGAAAAGGAAAUUUAUCCUCCAUGAUAUUAGAUACAUUUAAAUUAGUAAAUCUGUUCAGAGGUAAGAUUGGGACAGGAAGCUAUUUUGAGCCUUACAAUGUUAUUUAGCCCAGUAAGGUUUGAAAAUUUUGAAGGUAGCAUGUUAAAGUCCUUCUAUAAAUGUCUUCUGUUCUCUCUGAAAUAUGGAUAUUUUUUCCACCUAAAAAAACACAGUGGCUGUCUCCACGCCUACUUGGUUCUUGACUAGGUCUUGGGAACUAAUGAGGACCUUUUUUAUGCAUUCUAACAAAGAGGCAGUGUUCCCAUCAAUUUGGUGUAUAUAUGCAUUUCUUCCCUGCACAGUAAUUUCUGAUUCAUUUAGAAUUGUAAUGUGAUAGUGACUUCACAUGGGAAAUACUGUAUACCACAGAAAUUUAGCUGAAAGGGAAGAAUGGUUUUUGAAGUACUUAUAUUUAAAGUACUGUGCUGUCGAUGUUUUAAUCCUUUAUUGGUAUUUCCUAAAAGGGUCUUUUUGAAGCAUUCCUUUCUCGUGCUGUACGACUUAGACCCAUCUCCCAAUCUGUCAUUGGAGAGGCUCUAAAGCCCAGUAGGGGGCAUUCUGCAGGCAGGUGCUACCCAGAGUGGUCUCCUGUUGUCCGCCCUGUCUCUGCAGCCCUGCUUCGUGCAUGUACCUUAUGCUGGGUCUCGCGGGCUUCUUGGAAACACUAAGGUGGAUGAGCACAGUGGUUUUAGUCACGCUUGGCUCCGUGGGAGAGCUUCGACGGAAUACCAGCCUCGUUUGGCAGGUGUGCUUGGGUGAGUGGAUGUUAGGAUAGAAAUCUUUAUUGAAAGUUUGAUUCAAAACACUAGUAAAUUUAAUGUUUUGAUUCCUUAAGUUACUUGCAUAGUUCUAUGGGUAGCAGCUCAUUUUCAAUAACUGUAUGGAGAUUAAUUUUGAACAGUCUCAAUAAUGGUGUAGUUAGGCGUUUGUAUUUAAUGACAUGUUAAUAUUUAAAGAUCCCAUCAUUGCUGCCAUACCCUUUAGAUCCAGUCAGAGACUUCAGGAGUCUUAAAUUAAUGCUCAUUUGAGUUAAUUAACCGUCUGCUUAAACAGACUUGGCAGCACUUAAAAGAUAUUUUAGACCAUAUUAUAGACCAUCCAUUAUGGACCAUAUUAUCCAUGAUAGCCUUGGAAAAGAUUUUUUACCUUUACUCUUUUCUUACAUAUUAAACAAAAAUGAGGAAUGCUUCAAUGCGUUCUGUAGCAGUAAUGCACCUAGCCUUAAACAACGGAAAAGGCUUUGUACAAGUGCAGCCUCCCCACCCUCCUGCCUGCGUGUAAGAAUCGACGUGCAGCACUUGGCGAUGUUUGUGGUGUCAGCGUUAUUCUGCGUGGUGUCUAGUAAAGAACAUUUGUUCCACCUUUACGUAUUUUAUUUUUCCGCUUAGUAAGUCUUUGUCCUGAGGGUACAGUCAGAAGUGGAAAACUUGGUGUUUACAACAGGAAAAAUUAUUUUCCAGAACUCACGUGAUCACUUUUACCAAAGUGGAAGUCUGCAUGAAUAUGCUCGGAAAAUAGUCAGUGUUCUAUUAUAUGGUAAGUGAAAUCUACAAAAUAUAUUUAAUAUAUUGAAUUUAUUUGUACAUAUGCAGAGUAUGGUAUUUGUGUAUGGAAUCUGGGCUAUAUUCCUAUUUUUUCCAGCUCUUUGAUGAGUAGAAUAUUAAAUGUGUUGUUAUGGAAAUGUAGAUUAUUGCUUCUAUAGGAAGAUAAUUAUGAAAAUAAAAUCUGAAAAUCUGUA